This is a messenger RNA of Ogataea angusta, 1845 nucleotides long. RefSeq lists its product as uncharacterized. Gene Ontology annotation, molecular function: DNA-binding transcription factor activity, RNA polymerase II-specific; zinc ion binding; transcription cis-regulatory region binding. Lineage: Eukaryota; Fungi; Ascomycota; Pichiomycetes; Pichiales; Pichiaceae. Bases 1 to 1845 code for a protein of 614 amino acids. Gene Ontology annotation, biological process: positive regulation of transcription by RNA polymerase II. The transcript has a single exon. Gene Ontology annotation, cellular component: nucleus. The record is from RefSeq and is a predicted model, not a curated record.
AUGUCUCUUGGCCAACCCCACGGAGCGACGGGCAUAGCCAGCACGCGCUCUAAAAUCAGCAAGCCUGAAGUGCAACGAGCCAGGACAGGCUGUCUGACCUGUCGCCGCAAGCGCAGAAAGUGCGACGAGAUCAAGCACACAACCGAGAACGGCGAGUCCAAGUGUGCCUACUGCCUGUCCAACGGGCUUGCCUGCGAGUGGCCAGGGUUUAUCAACGUUGCGGACCAGCUGCUGAAGAAAAAACCUGCCAAACAGCAGCAUCGCAAGGAGCCGCAAGAGGCGCCAGAGCUGGCCAAGGUGCAGUGGCCAUUGUCGCCUGUGUCGUCGCUCAAUGACGACCAGCCCGUACUGAGCGCUGCGACGCCUCACCACAAACGGGUAUCGCCGCUUUCGUCGCUGCUCACGCCCACUCUACCGUCCAGAUUUCUUUCUCCGCCGCAAGUUCACCAGCCAAUUACUGAAAAAACGACUGUGCCGCCCGCAACCUCGCCGUUCCCAGAUUACACCUCGUUGACGGGGAUGUCAUCCGACCCGCUCAGCAUGGACGCGUUCAGCCAGAACUACCCGUCCACGCACGAAAACAGCUAUCUGGACCUGUCGCACAUCCUUCGCGAGUACAUGUACGUGAACGCGUUCACGACGAACUCGAAGCUGGAGCCGCUGCUGCCGAAGGAGGUGCUGACGGAGUAUUUUGUCAACGUGGAGAAGUUCUCCGUCAAGGACUUUGACGAGCCCGUGGUGCUCAAGCCGGAGCAGGAGAUUUUGCUGCUGAAGAAUUACGUGGAGAACGUGGGGGCAGGAAUGGACAUGUUCGACACCGACAAGACCAUGGUGCGCGUGAUCCCGCAGAAAAUGAAGAGCCGGCCGGCGCUGCGGUUCGCCGUGCUCGCUUUGUCGUCGCGCUGGUUCGACAGCAAGGUGGCCAACUACCCGAAGGGCCUGACCGUGUCGCUGUACCACGAGUCGCUGCGCCACCUCGCCCCCACGUACAACGACACCUCCAACGACAUCUACAUCAUCGUCACCUGCGUGAUCCUGUGUGUGUUUGAGAUGAUGAGCUCUGAGCCGCGCAACUGGAAGCAGCAUCUCGAGGGCUGUGUGCUGCUGCUCAAGAGCUACAACAUCACGGGGCUCGCCGUCGACAAGAUCGAGCGCGCCACGUUCUGGGUGUUUAUCCGCAUGGACGUUUGCCACUCGGUCAUCAACGAGUCCCCCACCAUUCUGCCGUCGGAGCACUGGGUGCUGCCCAACAUGACGGCCGAGGAGAUCGAAAAGGCGUUCGACACGCCAGAAAUGCACGGAAAUUACAUUGUCUAUCUGGCGUCGCUUGUGGUGAAUCUGGUGUACGGAGAGCAGGAAGACGACCAGUACAAGUCGAAGUGGCUGGACCUGUGGGUGCGGCUGCGACGGUGGGAGCAGAGCUUUGAGGACCUGUUCAGCAAGACGUACGAGGUGUACGACCCGAAGAUCGGGUUUCCACGGAUAUUCUUUGCCAACUCGCAGGCAAUCUCCUCCACGCAAAUGUACCACAUGUCGUGCAUUCUUAUGAUCCAGAACAAGCCACACUCGCUGCGGCUAUCGCAGCUUUCUGCGGAAAACUCAAUGUACCCGAGCGUAUCGAUGGUGUACCACGCGCGGCGGAUCAUAGGCAUCUCGAUCACGAAUUCGGACUACGGCGCCUACUCGAACUCGAUCCAGCCCCUGUACGUGGCGGGACUCAUACUGACGUCGCGCCAGGACUACGGCAUCCUGCUCAACGCGCUACACAACGUGGAGAAGUCCACCGGGUGGGCCACGCAGUGGCGCAUGAACGACCUGAUGAAGUUCUGGAGUAAAGGCGACUAG